Molecule: messenger RNA, 276 nt
Organism: Dichomitus squalens LYAD-421 SS1
Lineage: Eukaryota; Fungi; Basidiomycota; Agaricomycetes; Polyporales; Polyporaceae
Exons: 2
Coding region: 1-276 (91 amino acids)
Source: RefSeq, a predicted model, not a curated record
AUGACGCUUUCCACAUUCGUGACGAGGGCUCACCGUAAUCUCGAUGGUAAGAUCCUCAAUCCGACGCGUCCCCUGCAGAAUUUGAUGCUGAAGCUCGUUGAGGCCGAGUCGACGAACAAUCUGUUCGCUGAGUUUAUGGCUAUCGUGCGGCUGAGCCCCACGAACGUCUUCCUCGAUGGUUGGGCCGACGUCGAACCUCUACCGGGCUACGAUAGCGGCGUCGUCGUCUCGCAACGUCCGCAGGAGCAGGUCGCAACGCCGGCACCCAGGUCUUAA